AUGCUGAAAAAUAAAAUUAGCCCUUCGGCAAUUUAUACCAGCAGACUUUUAGAUUUCAAAAAGUGUUCAUCCAGAAUCUCACAACUUUGCAUUGGUAGUAAUAAUACAAUAGGAAUCACUAAACCUGCUAUUGAAGAAGAAGUCACUCAAGACUCAAAAACAGAAAGUGAAAACAACAGAUUAGCAGAGGUUUCGGUAGAAAGUAAUGAGGUUGAGUUGAUUUCUCAGAUCCAAAUUCCACCAAAAAAAGAAGCUUAUCGCCUAGCUGAUGCUGAUCCCGAAAGGCAAAAAGAAAAGAGCGUUGGUACCGAAAUUCGUAAGCCUCGUCCUGCUGUUAUAAUUAGUAAUGAUUGGCAGAACGAAGUCAGUAAAAGAGUGAUCGUGCUACCAUUUUCUACCAACAUAGAAAAAGUUUACUAUCCUAUUGAAUUGCUAAUUAGAACAGGAAAGAUCAUGUGCGAUCAAGUUAAGUCAAUAGAUAAACAGAGAUUAGGUGACAAGCUGGGAGAAUUGGACCCAGCUACUAUGUUAAAAGUUGAUGAGACAUUAGUUGAAUUAACGUUAAUCACGAAAUUUAUUAACAAGUCUAACAAGUAUUUGCAAAAAGCCGAAAGGGAGAUGAGUCAAUGUCGUUGUACGAAUGAGGAAAAGAAAAAGAGAAUGGAUGAAGCUGUUAAAGCUGCUAGUGCUGAGGCUAAAGUUUCUGGGUUAGAAGAAUGCUUGAAAGAGAAAGAUAACCUUAUUAAGCGUGAGGAAAAACUAAAUGAAGAAACAAAAGGGAGUUUAAAGAAGAAGGAAGAAGAUCUGGAAAAAAAAGAUGAGGGUGGAAUGGAGAUUAAAGAACAAAUUAAUAUUAAGUUGCCCUGCUCUUAUGCAGGGGGAUAUCUAAGCAAUAAAUAUCCAACUCAACAAGAAAAGGAACAAGGAGGAGAAUUAGACUUAUCAGAAUAUCCUAAUUUAGAAAUAGUAGAAAUUGAAGAUCAAGAAUAUCCUAAAAAUGGAACUUGUAAAAUAGAGAAAGAUAAACGAGGUAGAGAGAAUCCAAAUUUUAAUAAAAAAAGAGAAGCAAUAACUGAAUUAGACAUUAAUAAUUGCCUCACUAAUCUUGACCUGAAUAAUUGUAAGAAGUUAAAGACAAUUUGGUGUUCUAAUAACCAACUUACUACUCUAAAUCUAAGUAAUUUAGAACAAUUAGAGCAAUUUGGUUGUGCUGAUAAUUACCUUACCCAAAUAAUCUAUCCCUCUAAUCCUGAAAAUAUAACUUUUUUAGAUAUAAGCAGCAAUAAACUCUCUCUUUCUGACCUCGCUGUUUUUAAUAAGUUCAAGAAUUUAGAGGGUUUAGGUAAUUUAGGAGGAUUGUUUAUUGACAACACCGAUAUCAAUAGGGGUUGGGAAUAUUUACCUGGUAGUUUAGAAAAAAUUCAAUAUAACUAUGACACUAAAUUGAGACCUGAUUGUAAAUUAGCCCAGACUAAGGCCGAGAAUAUAGAGCAUAUUGCUGACGGAGGAUUUGUAGCCCUAAAAACUCUCACUAAUUCCCAAGACCUAAAUCAAGACCGCUUACAAGAACUAACUUUUUAUAAAAUGUUCAGAAGUGAAAUAAGUAAUAUAGUGCCUUGUUAUGGAGUUUCCAAAAAUGAAAGAGGUGAUUAUGUUCUGGUGAUGAAGUAUAUGAAAGAUAGCAGUUUAAAGAAAUAUUUACAAAAAAAUUAUCAGAAUUUAAUUUUUUAUAAUGAAUAUGGUGUAAACAGCAAACUUCAUUUUCUAAAACAAAUCACCCAAGGACUCAAAGAAAUACAUCGUAAUAAAUUAGUUCAUCGAGAUUUUCAUAGCGGGAAUAUUAUUGUUGAUAGAGGUAAGUUAGAGAAGCAUAAUAAUAGUGCUUCAUUCAGCACUGCUGAAUGUCGUAUCACUGACCUCGGCCUAUCUAGAUCUGCUGAUGAAGUAGAUAAUAAUCAAGGAUUACAACAAAUGGAUAGCGGACAACUUAAUUUAGAACUUAAUACUCAAUUAUUAGAGAAGUUAAAAAUUGGGGAUACAGAAGAAUUAACUAUUCCUGAUGAACAAGCUGAAACUUCCCUCCACACCCAAAUCCAAAUUCCUCCCAAACAAUCAUGCCCUCAGAAAUCAUAA
Messenger RNA from Racocetra persica, 2133 nucleotides. Lineage: Eukaryota; Fungi; Glomeromycota; Glomeromycetes; Diversisporales; Gigasporaceae. The record is from the annotation of a GenBank genome assembly.